Molecule: messenger RNA, 1280 nt
Organism: Lingula anatina
Lineage: Eukaryota; Metazoa; Brachiopoda; Lingulata; Lingulida; Lingulidae
Product: glutathione S-transferase 1-like
Biological process (GO): glutathione metabolic process
Molecular function (GO): glutathione transferase activity
Source: RefSeq, a predicted model, not a curated record
GCCAAGUUGUACGAGUGGCAAGUCUAGAACUUCUGUUUCAUUAUUAAGCUGCAUUUGUUAACUUCCAAGAUGCCUACCUACAAGCUGUACUAUUUUAAUGCAAAAGGGAAUGCAGAGAUUACCCGUCUGGUGUUUGCUGCUGCUGGUGUGGAAUAUGAAGACAUCAGAUUUAAAGACCGUGAUGAUUGGCUUAAUAACUACAAGCACUUAAGCCCCACCGGACAGUGUCCAUUCCUGGAGGUGGAGGGGAAGAAGAUUGGUCAGAGUUUGGCUAUUGCGCGUCUUGUGGCAAGAGAACACGGUCUUUAUGGUGAAAGUAACAUGGACGGUGCCAUGAUAGACCAGGUCCUUUACACUUUAGAUGAUUUGACCAAGCCACUUAUCGAUUGGCAUUUUGAGAAAGAUGAAGCAAAGAAGGCAGAGAAAGAAAAGAAGCUAGCUGAGGAAACACUGCCUGAAUCCAUGCAACGCCUUGAUAAACUUUUAAAAGGAAAUGGCGGCAAAGGAUACUUUGCAGGAAACAAGCUCUCCAUUGCGGACCUAGCAGUCUUCAAUCAAUGUUCAGGGCUGGUGGUAAAGUUCCCCAAGUGCAUGGACAAAUGCAAAGAAUUGCCAGCAUUCAUUGACCGCAUUAAAGCUCUCCCAAAGAUAGCUGAUUGGUUAGCGAAGAGACCGCAGACAGAUUUUUGAAUUACGUUUUAACGAACUGCAUUGUCACUUGUAACCUAUAUUUUGGCAAAUUAUAACUAAAACAGGGACAACUGUUGAUAGCGAUUUUCUUUUUUACUAUUUUCAAAAAAUGACCCCUAUGGAAAAUGGGGCGUGGUAUGGCAAUGAAUCACAUAUCAUUAUCUAUCUUCCAACUUAACCAGCCACAGUUAUAGCAUUGGGACUCUUCCUUCUUAAUCUGUGGUGUGUAAAGAUUUAGUCAAUUUUUGUUAAAUAAAAAGGGAAGUGAAAUUGCUUAUAAUUUGAAAUGAAAAAUUCAUAUUUGAGUCCUGCUAAAAUUACAAAAUCUGAUAUAAUUGUCAUCUUAAAUUGUUGUCCCAAAUAGUAAAGUUGUUGUUAAGGUGCAAACAGUGUGAUGGUAAAAUGGAUUAAAACUUCAACAUUCCAAAAAUGGUUUUUAUUUUGCAUAUAAUCCUUGUCAUGGUCGUUGCUUUAAGGGUGUUUCUGUGUCUUUUCACUCAGUUUUUGGUUAUAAUUAUAGAUAUUAAAAUAUAAAGUUCCAAUAGUAUACAAGUGAAUUAAAAUCUGAAAGCACAAAGCAACACAGAUAC